Pyrenophora tritici-repentis Pt-1C-BFP is the source of this 1398-nucleotide messenger RNA. Its product is annotated as PurA, Adenylosuccinate synthase. The record is from RefSeq and is a predicted model, not a curated record. NCBI's taxonomy places the organism in Eukaryota, Fungi, Ascomycota, Dothideomycetes, Pleosporales, Pleosporaceae. Gene Ontology annotation, cellular component: cytoplasm. Gene Ontology annotation, molecular function: adenylosuccinate synthase activity; GTP binding. Gene Ontology annotation, biological process: 'de novo' AMP biosynthetic process; IMP metabolic process.
AUGUCCGUCACCGUCGUCCUCGGCGCCCAAUGGGGCGACGAAGGUAAGGGCAAGCUCGCCGACAUUCUCGCGCACGAAUCGCAAAUCUGCUGCCGCGCUCAGGGUGGUAACAACGCCGGACACACCAUCGUCGCAAACGGUGUCACGUACGAUUUUCAUAUUCUCCCGAGUGGUUUGGUGAACCCAGGCUGCAUCAAUGUCAUUGGAAGUGGCUGUGUGGUACAUGUGCCGAGUUUCUUCAAGGAACUCGAGGCGCUAGAAAAGCAUGGGUUGAAGACGGACGGCAGGAUAUUCAUUUCGGAUCGCGCACACGUCGUGUUUGAUGUGCACCAAAUGGUGGAUGGCCUAGAAGAGGUGGAACUUGCUGGUGGCUUCAUUGGUACAACCGGCAAGGGCAUCGGCCCAACAUACAGCACCAAGAUGACUAGAAGCGGCCUGCGCAUGUGCGACUUGUUCGACGAGAAGAUUUUUGAGGCGAAGCUCAGGAGGAUAGCCAUGGGAUACCAGAAGCGAUUUGGUGAUUUGCUCAAGUACGACGUGGAUGAUGAAAUUGCCAGGUACAAGGACCUUCGCGGCAAACUCGCUCCCUACGUGGUCGAUCAAAUCCCGCUCCUAGCAUCGGCAAAGGAGAAGAAUGCCAAGAUCCUGGUAGAAGGCGCAAAUGCGUUAAUGCUAGACAUCGAUUACGGAACUUAUCCUUUCGUUACAUCGUCAAAUACAGGUCUGGGAGGUGUCAUUACAGGUCUCAACUUGGGAUGGCGGUCACUGAGGGAAGUCAUUGGAGUAGUAAAGGCCUACACGACUCGUGUCGGAUCUGGACCCUUUCCCACUGAGCAACUCAACGAAAUAGGCGAAAAGAUGCAAUCAGUAGGCCACGAGGUCGGUGUAACAACCGGCCGCAAGCGCCGCUGUGGCUGGCUCGACUUAGUCGUAGUCAAGCACUCACACGCGUGCAACGACUACACAGCUAUCAAUUUAACCAAGCUCGAUAUUUUGGACGACUUUGACGAGCUCAAGGUAGCGACAUCGUACUCCUACAAUGGCGAAACACUUGAAGGCUUCCCCGCGAAUCCCGAAAUACUUGCGCAAGUCGAGGUACAGUAUGAUACGCUGCCAGGUUGGAAGAAGCCAACAACGGGGGUAACAAAUUACUACGACUUGGCGAGCCAAGCGAGGAGUUACAUUGAAUACAUUGAGAAGUUUGUCGGCGUCAAAGUCAAAUGGAUUGGUGUCGGGCCUGCGCGCGACCACAUGAUUACUAGGUCCUAGGGCUGGUUAUGAGGAGUAUUUCCUAGUACGUAUGGGAAAUAAGCCUUCAAAAAGAUAGAACUGGAAGGUAGAUUAAUGCAAGCCCGUUUGGACAGGCAAAGCAUACUCAAUGGAGUGGUAGCGUCAUCA